Molecule: messenger RNA, 4826 nt
Organism: Epinephelus fuscoguttatus (brown-marbled grouper)
Lineage: Eukaryota; Metazoa; Chordata; Actinopteri; Perciformes; Serranidae
Gene: arnt2
Product: aryl-hydrocarbon receptor nuclear translocator 2
Exons: 20
Coding region: 310-2508 (732 amino acids)
Biological process (GO): regulation of transcription by RNA polymerase II; DNA transposition; DNA integration
Cellular component (GO): aryl hydrocarbon receptor complex; cytoplasm; nucleus
Molecular function (GO): protein dimerization activity; DNA-binding transcription factor activity, RNA polymerase II-specific; RNA polymerase II cis-regulatory region sequence-specific DNA binding
Source: RefSeq, a predicted model, not a curated record
UUUAUUCAAGCAACCCUAAAAUCUCGCGGUGCUACCAUUCAGACAUCUUGCAUUUUAGUAAGUCUGGUCUUGGAGAUUUUUUCAUUAAAAACCUACACUAUAUACAUUUCACACAGAAGCACGCUUGUGUUAACGUUAGUCGUUUGAAUCCAGAGUAGUUUUCCUCCGCUUAAACGGAUGUGAGGCGGUUGGACCGAGCCUCGCGUGCCAAUCCCGCGGAGUUUAGACGGUCUCUCACGGGGACUCUGUAGCUGUAUUGUGCGUCAUCUCCAUCGCCGCAGUUUUGUUAUUUUUCUCCACUGAGGAAACAUGGCAACUCCCGCCGCGGUCAACCCGUCCGAGAUGGGCAGUGAGUUACCGGGGACAGUAGCUAUGCCAGGGGCAGUGGGAGCUGGUCAGGUGAGGAUGGGAGGAGCUGUACCAGGCCGUGGGGGCAAGAGGAGAUCAGGAGGAAUGGACUUUGACGAUGAAGACGGAGAGGGACCUAGCAAAUUUUCAAGGUAUGAUGAUGAUCAGAUUCCUGGUGGGGAUAAGGAGAGAUUCGCCAGAGAGAACCACAGUGAGAUUGAGAGACGCCGACGCAACAAAAUGACCCAGUACAUCACUGAGCUGUCAGACAUGGUACCGACCUGCAGUGCCCUGGCCCGAAAACCUGAUAAACUGACCAUCCUGCGAAUGGCUGUCUCCCAUAUGAAAUCCAUGAGGGGCACUGGCAACACGUCCACUGAUGGGGCCUAUAAGCCCUCCUUUCUCACUGAACAGGAACUGAAGCAUCUGAUUCUGGAGGCGGCAGAUGGCUUUCUGUUUGUGGUUGCUGCAGAGACGGGACGGGUGAUCUAUGUGUCGGAUUCAGUGACGCCCGUGCUGAACCAUCCCCAGUCAGAGUGGUUUGGCAGCACCCUGUAUGAACAGGUCCACCCUGACGAUGUGGACAAGCUCAGGGAACAGCUCAGUACUUCAGAAAACUCCAUGACAGGACGGAUUCUGGACCUGAAGACAGGAACAGUGAAGAAGGAGGGACAGCAGUCCUCAAUGAGGAUGUGCAUGGGCUCCCGACGGUCUUUCAUCUGCCGCAUGAGGUGCGGUAGUGCUCCUCUGGAUCACAUCUCCUUAAACCGUCUGUCAAACAUGAGGAAGAGAUACAGGAAUGGCCUUGGACCCUCAAAAGAAGGAGAGGCUCAGUACUCUGUGGUGCAUUGCACAGGCUACAUCAAAGCCUGGCCCCCUGCAGGCAUGACUAUACCAGAAGAAGACACAGAGGCAGGUCAGACUGGAAAAUACUGCCUAGUGGCCAUCGGAAGACUGCAGGUGACCAGCUCUCCAGUCUCCAUGGAUAUGAAUGGCCUGUCUGUGCCCACAGAGUUUCUGUCACGUCACAACUCGGAUGGUGUCAUCACUUUUGUCGACCCGCGCUGCAUCAACGUCAUUGGUUAUCAGCCUCAGGACUUGCUGGGGAAAGAUAUUCUGGAGUUCUGCCAUCCUGAGGACCAAAGUCACCUAAGAGAAAGUUUCCAACAGGUGGUGAAAUUGAAGGGUCAGGUUCUGUCUGUGAUGUAUCGUUUCCGAAUGAAGAACAGGGAGUGGAUGCUAAUCCGAACCAGUAGCUUCACCUUCCAGAAUCCAUACUCUGAUGAGAUAGAGUACAUCAUCUGCACCAACACCAAUGUCAAGCAGCUGCAGCAGCAGCAGCAAGCAGAGCUGGAGGUUCACCAGAGAGAUGGACUGACUGCCUACGAUCUUUCCCAGGUGCCUGUGGCCAGUGUCAGCAGUGGAGUCCAUGAGGCAGGGAAGAACAUCGACAAGACAGAAGUCCUGUUCUCCCAGGAGAGAGACCCACGCUUUGCUGAGAUGUAUACUGGCAUCUCUGGCUCGGGAGAUAAGAAGAUGAUGGUUCCCUCCUCUACAGCUGGAGGACAGCAGCUCUACUCACAGAGCUCUCCUUUCCAGCAGGGACACUCUGGCAAAAGUUUCAGUUCCUCUGUGAUCCAUGUCCCUGGUGUGAACGACAUCCAACCAUCGGGCUCAUCCAAUCAGAAUCUAGCUCAGAUCUCCAGACAGCUCAAUCCCGGCCAGGUGGCAUGGUCAGGCAACCGACCCCCCUUCUCUGGACAGUCCAGUAAAGCCCAAUCCAGUCCAUUUGGUAUUGGUUCUGGCCACAACUACCAGACUGACCCAGCCUCCUACAGUCCCCUGUCAUCCCCGGCCACUUCCUCCCCCAGCGGCAACGCCUACUCAGGACUGACAAACCGCAGCACAGCUUUUGAUGUGUCAGGGGAGAGUAGUCAGAGUGGAGCCCAGUUCCAGGGUCGUCCCAGUGAGGUUUGGUCCCAAUGGCAGAACCAGCAUCACUCCCAGCAGGCAGGGGAACAGCACACACACCCCAACCCCAGCCAGACAGAAGUCUUCCAGGACAUGUUACCCAUGGCUGGAGAUCCCACCCAGGGAACGGCAAACUACAACAUUGAGGAUUUCGCUGAUCUUGGCAUGUUCCCACCCUUCUCUGAGUAAUAUGGGUGGAGGGUUCUCCAUUACUCUCCCUCUCAGAACUGGACUGAUGUUUGCAUCCACCUGUCAUGUUGUCUCAUUUUUCUACAUUGCUGGGUCACCAACACAUAGCUGAUGUGCAGCACGGUGAAUGUCUGGGUGCACUUGUCAUUCACACACAUACAGACACACAGUUCACAAAUGUUUGGGCUCCGAGGCCUGCAGUAUGUAUCUGUAAACAUGCACAUACCUCAUCUUUGCAAAGGUUGCAGACAUGUGGCUGUUAAGCUACCUGCAGUCAGCAUCAGUAUGACCAGAGGAGGUUAGAGCUGGAUUUGUCAGAGCCCAGUAUCAGUUUUAUUAUCCAAGAUUUUUAGACUUCCUCUCUUCUGAUUUGAGAAAGCAAAACUUCAAGUUUCUAACAAAAAGUCCUCAUAACAUAUUUUUUGUCAGUGUUCAUGUCUAUAAGUAUCCACGCAGCUGACCCAAAUUUAUGACUGUGCCAACUUCACAUAGGCUACACUCAGUGAUUUACAAAGCUACACACAUGUUCACUACUGUCUGCAUCCACAUCUGUUUUGGAGUAUGCCAGAUUUUGUUUUCAGUAUGGAAUAAUAAGAACAAAAUAAAAAAAGAUACAGGGCUCUUGCUUCCCAACUGAUGCAUAACACAUGAUGAUGGAGUUCAUGUCACCUGUGACACUUGUAGUGUUAUUCACUCAACAGGGUUUUGAUUAUUUAUGCUCAGGUCAUUGGACAACUGAAAGACACUGCAGUAAAAUUGACCUGAAUUAUUCAUUUAUUGAAUUCACAGGAAAUAUGUUAUUAGUUUACUUAACAUUUCAGUUGUUGUGACAGUGCUGAGUAGAGCUCACGCUGAGUCUGCACAUUAUUUUCACAUUUCAGACCAAGUAAAUUAAUGGUAAUUAAUCAUUAUUUUACUGUUGAGGAAUUUAGACUUUAUAUCUCCAGAAAGGUUUUCCAGAGUUUUCAGAGUUUUUACUCUAUUGUGAUUGUGAUCAAGCAGCAGCCUCUGGCACUGAAAAAUGAAGCCAAUGUUGAAGUGCCAAAAACUGCAGUUCUUUGAAUGACCACUUGAGGCUGGCUGCAAAAGCUCCAAUAGACCCCCAUGUUAAAUCCCCAACUUUACAGCCUGGUACAAACAACAGUCAUGGUCUUUAUAGCUGAUAUCCCCCUCCAUGAUAAGUAGAUGAAGUUUUACAUAAGUCCGCAUAAGAACGCAUAAGAAGUCCGCAAACAAGUGGAUGUCACAGUAGCUCCAUUAUUUUUAUAGUGUGUGACUCUGACUGAAGAAAAAGUGUUUGACAUCAUGCCUAUACACUGUAAACCCCAUUUAACUCACUCCACUUAAACACCAGACACAAAAUAAAUGUGUCCCAUGAUCCUUGUCUGACAGAAAUUUUAUGCCAGUUAAACACAAAAAUAUUACCGUUUUCCUGUUGUUUGAGCAUUUAAUUCUAUGUCAUAUGAACAUAAAAACAGUACACAUCUUACUCCAUUUUUUUUCAUUGAACUAUAAAAACAUAUUCUGUGACAAAUUUAGGUUUCCUGAUUGCUAGAAUAAGGCAAAGAGAUGAACAGGAAGCACUCUUUAUUUCCCCUCAGCACAACCUUAUGUUAGAUACUCCAAAAUCACCACAGGUGGGAGGUCGCUAACUUUUACCGCAACAUUAACUGUAACCCAUUAGAACCAUGGUGAAAAAACAUAAACAUUAAUUACUGCGCAAUGGGUAAUGAGUGAUUUACAACACAUGUAAACACAGUUUUCAUAGGGUUAUGGCCUUAAACACACUCCACCCAUUUAGCCCCAACACACCACAAUAUGUUAAGUACACAAUGAUAGUGUUGCUUAUUUGCCUUUAACUAAUUAGGUGAAAUUAGCUUUAUAAAUCUUUGUCAAAUUAAGUCAAAAACUGUUGACUGAACAUAAAAAAUUAUGUCAAACUCACAAGUUUUUGUGUCAAGUGAACAUAAAGUUUUUAUGUCAUUUUGACAAUUGUUACAUGCUGCUGAAGACCUCUUCACAGUCUCAACAGUCCCAGGAAAUAUUUCUGCAUUGCCAGUCCCUUUACUUCCAAGUAUGAUUAUAUUGUAGUCAAAGCACACCGGUUAAUUUGGUCAUAUAUUUGACCUGCUGGAGUCAUCAGUCAGUUGGCUGUCACAGCUCCCAUGUACCCAAUGUGACAUAGAGGCCGCUAUGGUGUUACUAGAGGAUAUUUUUAGUGCCAAAUUAAGAAUAGAGCAAGUUUGGUUUAUGUUCUGCCAACGUUUAAAGGGAUAGUGCACCCAGAAAUGAAAAUUCAGCCAUUAUCUACUCACUCA